CUCGCAACUCCUCUGUCUCAGGAAGGUAAUGAAAGUUGAUUAUUUGUUUACUAUGAGUUAGCAUUUAAUUAGAAAAGUUGAUCUAUAUAUAGAAUGAGCGAAGCUUCGAACAACCAAAAGGAGACCCAGGACAUGGAACAAAACGUGGAGGCUCAGCAGGACCCGGUUAUGCCUGCGUUCCUGACGCAAUUUCUGCAGCAAAUGGCGAAUGCGCCAAUGUUCCAGCCACCGCCUCCACCGCCUCCCAGGCAAAUCACGUUGAAAAUGCUGAAGGACAAUGGUGCUGAAGAGUUCCAUGGGGAUAGGAUCUCUGAUCCCCAGAUUGCACUAGACUGGAUUGAACAGACAGAAAGAGUGUUGAAGAAUCUGAGUGUUCCAGACGCGAGACGUCCUGAGCUUGCUUUCCAGCUCCUUCGUAAGGGAGCAUACGAGUGGUGGAAGCGCGCAGAUGAGAAAACGCCUAAGCCUUGGACAUGGGAGCAUUUUGAUUGGGCAUUCAAGAAGGAGUACAUACCAGCUCGCUUCAGAGAGGAGAAACGCACGGAGUUCAUGGAGCUGAAGCAAGGAGACAUGACUCUCCCCGAGCUUCGACAAAAGUUCGAUCACCUAGCUCAGUUUGCGACUACGCUGUGGUGGAAGCGCGCAGACGAGAAAGCGCCUAAGCCUUGGACAUGGGAGCAUUUUGAUUGGGCAUUCAAGAAGGAGUACAUACCAGCUCGCUUCAGAGAGGAGAAACGCACGGAGUUCAUGGAGCUGAAGCAAGGAGACAUGACUCUCCCCGAGCUUCGACAAAAGUUCGAUCACCUAGCUCAGUUUGCGACUACGCUGGUAUCCACGCCGGCAGACCGUAUUGAAGAAUUUCGCAAGAGGCUGCGUCCCGACAUUCGGCCAUACGUGUCCAUCCUGACUACUACGGACUUUUCUCCGAUAACAGAAGAUCCGUAACUCUGAUUGACGUGAAAUUUUAACACGUUGAAGAUCUAUGUGUUGAGAACACCCUCUGAAAAUUUCAGCAAAAUCCAACGGUCGGAUCUUCGGCGAUGAUCAAAUCUGUGCGGGCUAUCCAGAGAAUUUACACUCUCAAAAUCUGCACCUUGUGUUUUUCUUUUGAUCGAUUUUGCUACUGGUUUUUAGUAGUUU
Cuscuta campestris is the source of this 1140-nucleotide messenger RNA. Lineage: Eukaryota; Viridiplantae; Streptophyta; Magnoliopsida; Solanales; Convolvulaceae. The record is from the annotation of a GenBank genome assembly.